GGUUAUCUUUAUAUUAAUAGAAAUUAACAUUUAUCUGCCGAACGAUGCCUAGAAAAUCUAAAGAAUCCAAACCAACAUUUGAAUAUGAACAGGACUUCAUGGAAGGAAUGGAAUCAGGAUCCGAACCUAAAGAAGCAAUCAUUUGUGAAGUAAAACAGCCUAAAAAGCCAAAGAAGCGAUCAUCGGUUGAAUAUGAAAGAGAGGAAUCGGAUUAUGAAGAGGAUGAACAACCUGUUGCAUCUAUUCUCAAUCAGUUUGGUUCUGAUAUAAAAAAGAGUAUCAGUUCAAAGCGUAGAAAGUUGGAAGCUUUUACAAAACAGUGUUGUGCAGCCAGGGAGAAGUUGGAUAGUGUAUUGGAAAAUCAGAAAAAAGAUCGUUCUACUUUAAAUGAGGAAUAUAAGAAGCAGAUAUCAUCUGUUAUUAACCAAUGGGAGACAGAUAUUGAUAAAGCAAAAGAGAAUGAAGAAAAACUAAAUAAUCUUCUUACUCAGCAAAUGAAACUGAUAACACAAGUGAGAGUUGUUCAAACACAGAGGUUCAAGUCAAUUAAACAGCUACAUGAUCAGUACAUAAAAAGUGUUGGCACGGUUAAUGAAACCCACUCUCAACAACAUAAGGAUGUCAAUAAGGAAAUAGACAAGGAGUUGUCCAACUUGCAGAAAAAAUAUUUAUUGGAAUCGAGAAAUCAAGAAAUGGCAACAAUGCGAAAAUCUCUUCAUUCCAUGCUAUAUCAGUGAUUAGUUAGGAUUUAUAGGAUACGAGUUAAACAAAUAUUUGCGUUAUUGACUUGUUUUUCUCGAUGUACAGAGGUUUCACUGCCAUAAUUUUGUAUAAAUUUAUGUGGUUCUGUUUCUUUUUUGGCGUUUUACUUAAAUAUACGACAAUGUAAACAUG
This is a messenger RNA of Ciona intestinalis (vase tunicate), 894 nucleotides long. RefSeq names its product synaptonemal complex protein 3-like. NCBI's taxonomy places the organism in Eukaryota, Metazoa, Chordata, Ascidiacea, Phlebobranchia, Cionidae. Gene Ontology annotation, cellular component: synaptonemal complex. Gene Ontology annotation, biological process: spermatid development; meiotic cell cycle. The record is from RefSeq and is a predicted model, not a curated record.